Molecule: messenger RNA, 156 nt
Organism: Bipolaris victoriae FI3
Lineage: Eukaryota; Fungi; Ascomycota; Dothideomycetes; Pleosporales; Pleosporaceae
Exons: 2
Source: RefSeq, a predicted model, not a curated record
AUCUACUCUAUCUUUUAUAAGAAACUUCUAGAACUAGUACCUUUAGAUACUAAGCUAGUAAUAAAUAUAGAGCUUAAAGACAACAAGUAUAAAGUUAAAGAAGAACUUAAAGAAAAUCUAAUAAACUAUAAGUUACUAGUAUGUAAUUUUUACUAG